Phycomyces blakesleeanus NRRL 1555(-) is the source of this 830-nucleotide messenger RNA. RefSeq lists its product as hypothetical. The record is from RefSeq and is a predicted model, not a curated record. Gene Ontology annotation, cellular component: cytoplasm; plasma membrane. The transcript has 4 exons. The coding region runs from base 1 to 546 and encodes 181 amino acids. NCBI's taxonomy places the organism in Eukaryota, Fungi, Mucoromycota, Mucoromycetes, Mucorales, Phycomycetaceae. Gene Ontology annotation, molecular function: GTP binding; GTPase activity. Gene Ontology annotation, biological process: intracellular protein transport; vesicle-mediated transport.
AUGGGAAUAAGUUUCUCCUCGUUAUUCCAGGAACUCUUCGGCAAGAAGGAGAUGCGUAUUCUUAUGGUCGGUCUUGAUGCCGCCGGUAAAACUACCAUCUUGUACAAGCUGAAGUUGGGUGAAAUUGUUACAACCAUCCCUACCAUAGGUUUCAAUGUUGAGACUGUGGAGUACAAGAACAUCUCAUUCACCGUUUGGGAUGUCGGAGGUCAGGACAAGAUUCGUCCUCUCUGGAGACAUUAUUUCCAAAACACUCAGGGCAUCAUCUUCGUUGUUGAUUCCAACGAUCGUGACCGUAUCUCCGAGGCUCGUGACGAACUUCAACGCAUGUUGAAUGAAGACGAACUCCGUGACGCAUUGUUGCUUGUAUUUGCUAACAAGCAGGAUCUUCCCAACGCUAUGAACGCAGCAGAGGUCACUGAUAAGCUUGGUCUUCACUCUCUCCGCAACAGACACUGGUACAUCCAAACUUCCCGCGCAACAAGUGGUAAUGGUCUUUAUGAAGGCUUGGAAUGGCUGUCAGAUAACUUGAAGAGAAAGAGCUAAGCGAGAAUAUGGUGAUGCUGAAAACGAAAUAAGAAGAAGAAGAAAAAGAUUAAACAAAAAAAAAUUGGGCUACAUAAAAUUGAAGGGACAAGAAAGGAAUGUUUUUCAUUUUCGCGCUCUCUUCUUUUUCUUCUUCUUCUUCUUCUUCUUCUUCUUCUUGUGAUUACUAUGUUCAAACAAAACCUCCAUACCCAAAUCUACCUAAAUACUACACAAAUACACAAACACAUAAAUACACAAAUUAACAUUUAUAUAUAUAAAUAUAAAUAAAUACCUUUAUAAAU